Heterobilharzia americana is the source of this 1293-nucleotide messenger RNA. The record is from the annotation of a GenBank genome assembly. NCBI's taxonomy places the organism in Eukaryota, Metazoa, Platyhelminthes, Trematoda, Strigeidida, Schistosomatidae.
UAAUGUUCAACAAAUAAUUGGUAAUCAGUGUUAGUGAUUUAUACAAAGAAACUAUUAUAGAUCGGAAGCUCAUUGUUACUUGUACACCUUAUUGAUAAAGUUCUUACUUUGCGAUUUAUGAGACGGAUAAAAGACUGAAUUUUAUUAUUGAUAUUCGGUUAAGAUUUAUGCAAAAAUUAUAGUAUUGAAGACGUUAAAACAACACUUUAACCUACUCACAUAUAAAAUGUGCUCAACUAAUUAACUAAGAUAAAAAUUGAUUAGAUAACAUCAGGAAUUAUGAAACAGAUUGUAUGCCAAUUUCCUCAGAUACAAUUUGAAGGAGAAGUUUUUCAAGAUUUUUGGAAAAAUAAUGAUUUACAAAAGAAAACAACCGAAAUAUCAAACAGUAUUUUGAUUCAAUUUCCGGAUGUUAAUGAGUUUAACGUGAAUUCAGCUAGCAUAUCCCCAAGAUCGAACAUUCUGUUAAACACACCAAAAACUCCUGAAUUAUGCUAUCAACGCUUCAAUACACCAUGUUCAGAAGAUAUUUUCACCAGAUAUAAGGGAUUAGCAAUUGAAAGGGCAGUAAAAUUAGAUGAAAAAAGACAACAGAAUUUGCUUAUACAUCAAACAACAGCUGAGAUUGGUGUAGCACUUGGAUUAUGGAGAAAAAUUCAUAAACUGCACCAACACAUUGAGAAUAUUCAUAAAACACACGAAAAACAAAAUCAUGUUCAUGAACUACGCUUAUGUCAUACACAAAGAAAUUGGGAGAAUUUUCUGAAACGAGGAAAAAGAAUAGCUGAUUUACAAAAACAAAGAAGUAUUGAAAAGAUCCAACUUGAUAGACGAAAAAUGGAAAGAAUUAAAGCACAGAAUGAACUAAUUGAAAAAUUAAAAUCUAAUCGUGAACAAAUGAAAUAUCUUGCAAAUAUUCAUAAGGAAGUAAGAAAAAUGUAUCAACUAACUCAAGAUCAUAUAAAUUAUGAAAAACGAUUAUUGAACAGAAAGAAGUAUACUGAAGAAAAGUUUCAACAACUUUUAAACUUACAGAAUUAUACAAAUGAAAUAAGAUACGGUUUAAACAAAUCAGUUGAAACAGUUAAACAACAUCAAAAUCAAUUAGUUGAAACAGUUCGAUGGAAUCAAAUAUGCGAUAAAUUUAAUAUUGAAACCAGUAUACAAGAACGUAGAGCAAAAGAGAUAAAAUCAAUUAACGAGCAUACAAAACAAUUACGUAAACAAAAGAUUAUAAAAAUUCCUAUAUCAAUGAAGCCAAAUAAUUUGACUUUGAAUAUUUUUCAACAUUGA